UUCGCUCAUUCUCCAUAUCCAAAGUUCCAAACCCUAGACUUUCUAUACGUGAGACAGCAGUAGCGGCGGCUGUUGCUCAUUUCCUCGUCUUUCUUCAUCUUCUUCAUUUUCUUCUUCGAUCCCGAUAAACAUAGUGAAAAUUUUGAGUUAAACACAAAUGUCAUCCGAAUCACAAACCCCCAACCUACCCGUGGAAGACGAAGCCAAGGCCCAGAGCAAGAAAGCCGCCAAGAAAGAGGCCGCCAAACUUGAAAAGCAGCGCCGCCGCCAAGAAGCAGCCUCCGCCGCCUCUGCCUCUGUUGCUGGAAUUUCCGUAGGUGACACUCCCGACCCCCUCGCUUCCAACUACGGCGAUGUCCCUCUCCUUGAUUUACAGUCCAAAGAGGUCACCGGUCUCAAAUGGACGGACAUUGGGGCUUUGACCGAGGAUCUCAAGGACCAGAAGGUGUUGAUCCGAGGGCGAGCACAGACCAUUCGGGCCGUCGGCAAGAAUAUCGCCUUCUUGGUAGUCAGACAGAUGGGUUUCACUGUUCAGUGCGUCUUGACGGUGGCUCCUGAUCUAGUCAGUCGCCACAUGGUGAAAUACGCCACGGGAUUGAGCCGCGAGUCCCAUGUUGACAUUGAAGGGAUCAUUUCUGUCCCCGGCGUUCCCAUCAAGGGCGCUACACAACAGGUGGAAGUUCAAGUGAGGAAACUAUAUGGCAUUAGCAAGGCUGAAAAUCUACCAAUUAAUAUUGAGGAUGCUGCUCGAAGCGAAAGCGAAAUCGAGAAGGCUUUGCAGGCUGGAGAGCAGCUUGUUCGUGUUAAUCAGGAUACCCGAUUAAAUUAUAGGGUUCUUGACUUGAGAACCCCUGCUAAUCAAGCAAUUUUCCGCGUCCAGUGUCAAGUUGAAAACAUAUUUAGGCAGUUCUUGUUAUCUGAAGGUUUUGUUGGAAUCCAUACACCCAAAUUGAUAGGAGGCUCUAGUGAAGGUGGUUCAGCUGUUUUCAGACUGGACUACAAAGGGCAACCUGCAUGUCUGGCACAGUCACCUCAGCUUCACAAGCAAAUUGCAAUCUGUGGUGAUUUUGGGCGUGUUUUCGAGAUUGGUCCUGUUUUUAGAGCAGAGGACUCUUUCACUCAUAGACAUCUGUGUGAGUUUACAGGUCUUGAUGUUGAAAUGGAGAUCAAGGAACACUAUUUUGAGGUGAUGGAUAUUGUGGACCGGUUAUUCGUUGCAAUGUUUGACAGUUUGAAUGAGAAUUGCAAGAAGGAGCUUGAAGCUAUUGAGAGGCAGUAUCCAUUUGAACCUCUAAAGUACUUGCGAAAAACUUUACGACUUACAUUUCAAGAAGGGGUUCAAAUGCUCAAGGAAGCUGGCAUGGAAGUUGAUCCUUAUGGGGACCUGAACACAGAAGCAGAGAGAAAACUUGGCCAGCUAGUUCUGGAGAAAUAUGGCACUGAAUUUUACAUACUUCACCGGUAUCCUUUGGCUGUUAGGCCAUUUUAUACCAUGCCUUCCUAUGAUGAUCCAUUGUACAGUAAUUCAUUUGAUGUCUUUAUUCGAGGUGAGGAGAUCAUCUCAGGGGCUCAGCGUGUUCAUGUACCUGACUUCUUGGAAAAACGUGCGGAGGCUUGUGGCAUUGAUGUUAAGACUAUAUCAACAUAUAUUGAUUCCUUCCGGUAUGGUGCACCUCCACAUGGUGGGUUUGGAGUGGGUUUGGAGCGAGUCGUGAUGCUCUUCUGUGCUCUUAAUAAUAUUCGCAAAACAUCACUUUUCCCCCGUGAUCCAACCAGAAUUGCCCCAUGAUCAAGAUAUCGACUUGUUAGUGAGUCUCUUCCAGGCAGGCAGAUGUGAAAACAUAUCAAUUACUUUACUGCUUUUAGAAAACAACUGGUUGUACAUUUGAUAAUUGUUCUUGUCACAAUUUUGGGUCACUCUAUGUUUGAGAUAACCUACUAUGCAAUGCCUCUCCAUUCCUGGAAUAAAGGUAUCAAAUGGGUAUGAACUCAAAA
Messenger RNA from Vitis riparia (riverbank grape), 1995 nucleotides. RefSeq names its product aspartate--tRNA ligase 2, cytoplasmic. Gene Ontology annotation, molecular function: ATP binding; RNA binding; aspartate-tRNA ligase activity. Bases 158 to 1789 code for a protein of 543 amino acids. The record is from RefSeq and is a predicted model, not a curated record. Gene Ontology annotation, cellular component: aminoacyl-tRNA synthetase multienzyme complex; cytosol; cytoplasm. NCBI's taxonomy places the organism in Eukaryota, Viridiplantae, Streptophyta, Magnoliopsida, Vitales, Vitaceae. The transcript has 10 exons. Gene Ontology annotation, biological process: aspartyl-tRNA aminoacylation.